AUGUGUCGAAAUUUGAGUGACGACAUACAUUGUGGGACUCCAAUCAUUCCCUUGAUGAGGAAGACAAGCGAGGUGGACGUGUUACGAGGUGUUGUUCAAAUGAUAAGCAAAGUUGAUGAAGUCCCUACGACAUUAACACACAGUCUAGCUUCCCAGACGUUGCAUGGAGGUAUAUCUCAGCAUGAGAGGGAGAGAAGUUUGAAUGAUUUUGGACGGGGAAAGUUCAAUGUGGAUCUUGCCACAGACGUCGCAUUUCGUGGGCUUGAUAUCCCGAAUGUUGAUUUGUGCUUCCAGCUGGAGUUGUUUCCCAAGUUAGAGAAGCUUAGCAUCUGGAUUUGUAAAAAUGUAGAAUCACUUAGUUUGGGCGCGGGACCUCUUGGUGAUUUUACAUCCCUUCAUUCUUUGUCAAUCUAUGAUUUCUCUAGUUUGGUUAUUGGUUUGCAGAAAAUUGAAGUCCCUUCCAGAGAGUAUGCAUUCGGAAUCGCUGUGAAGUUGGUUCCUUUCCAAAAGGGAGUUUGUCCUCCAAAUUACGAUCACCUUCGCUUCGCGGAUUGCAACAAAUCAGCGCAGGCCGCAUGUAAUGGGAUUUGCAAUCAGUCCCUUCUCUUGGUGUCUGAAAUUCUCAACUACAAGG
Molecule: messenger RNA, 634 nt
Organism: Dovyalis caffra
Lineage: Eukaryota; Viridiplantae; Streptophyta; Magnoliopsida; Malpighiales; Salicaceae
Source: the annotation of a GenBank genome assembly